Molecule: messenger RNA, 830 nt
Organism: Taeniopygia guttata (zebra finch)
Lineage: Eukaryota; Metazoa; Chordata; Aves; Passeriformes; Estrildidae
Source: RefSeq, a predicted model, not a curated record
AUGGCUUCCGUUCAGAACGAGCUGGUGGAUCUGGAGCAAAAGGCAGGAGCGACGGCCUGGGGGGUGGGGGAGCGGCUUGGGUACGCGUGGCCCUUGCUGGAGCUGUGCAGCGAGGAACGUAGGAAGUGGGGAGCGUGCCGGUAUCCCCACAUACACCUCCCGCAUGCGGCGCCCGUGUUUGUGGAAAAAGGCGGAUUUCGGAUCUCGCCUCCGGGAGAGGGGCCGGUCCCAUGGACGCCCACGCGGGUACUGGGGCCUCACGCCGGCGGAUCCGGGCACCUGCACCACGGCGGCGCCGGAGGGACGGACCUCGCCCUGCCCGGGCAGCGCUGCCGGAGCGCUCAGCCCCACUCGUGUCGGCGGCCGCCGCGCUGCAGCGACACGACCGGACGGGGCGCAAGGGGCAGCGGUGAUGCCCGGGCGCGGGGCGGGACGUGGGCAGGAGAGCGGCCGAGGGGUGCGCGGGGUGCCGCUCCCGCCGCCCCGCCGCAGAGCCCCGCUUUGUUCCCGGGGGAGGCGCUGAGCGCAGGGUGCGCGGGUGCCUUCCCCACCGCCUGGCCCCUUCCCGCGUGUCUCCGAACACGCGUGUGCCCCGCUGCCUGCGCGCGCGCGCUGGGUGUUGGGUGCUCGAGCCGCGGCCAAAGCCGUGUAAGGAACACAGCUCAUUGUUGGCAAGUGCCGAUGCGCCUCGCGGAGGGGCGAGAACCAGCUCCGGGGCUGCGGCAGCGAUCGCGGCGCCGGUCACGUCAGCGCUGGGGAGAGGGAGCCGGAGAAGCCCUCUCUAUGCUGGGUGACUCUCGCUGACUGAUUCCACCGCCACCUUUGAAGGA